Taeniopygia guttata (zebra finch) is the source of this 3705-nucleotide messenger RNA. The record is from RefSeq and is a predicted model, not a curated record. NCBI's taxonomy places the organism in Eukaryota, Metazoa, Chordata, Aves, Passeriformes, Estrildidae.
UCUGCCUCUCGGCCAAUGGCCGGAGCACCUUCCCGCCGCCAGCCAAUGGAAGCGCGGCACUCUCCGCCGCCAGCCAAUAGGCUCGGGGGGCAGCUUGGAGUAACGCUCGGAGCGGUGGCGAUGGCCCCGGAGCGCGGCGACCGCUCGCUCCCCGCCGGUACGGAGGGUCUUCCCCGGGUUUUCCUGCAGAGCCUGCGGACUCUUUUCGAUAUCCUGGAUGAUCGGCGGCGAGGCUACGUGCACCUACAGGAGAUUGAGUCGCGCUGGCGGGGAGCGGAAGCCCAGGAGCUGCCCGCUGGGGUGAUGGAAGGGUUGCGGCAGGCGGCGCCGGCCAGCGGGUACCUCACCUUCGAGAGGUUCAUACUGGGGCUGCGGGCGGCCCUGCCUGGGACUGAGCCGCCGGUGGAGGGUGGCAGCGGCGGACAGCGGAGCGCGGAGAAGCUGCCAAGCCCUCGCUGUUCCGAGGAGCGGCGGGGGAAGAGCGCCGGACAGCGGGAACCGGGGCACGGCCAGCCCCGAGGCCGCGGUGGUGAUGCAAAGUCUGCUGGGCAGCCCCACGAAGACAGUGGCUACCCAGGGGCUGGGGACACUCGGAGGCUUCAGAGAGGCCGUGCAGAGCACCGGAGACACACCAUCACCAAUGGCAUGGACUUCAGCAUACUGAAGUACAUGAAGGAGCUGGAACAAGAGAAGGAUUUCCUGUUGCAGGGCCUGGAGCUUAUAGACCGGGCUCGAGAGUGGUACCACCAGCACAUCCAGCUCAUGCAGGAGCACCAACGGCUCCUGGGGAAGAAGAGAACCAAUGCUGAUUUCCCUGAAGGUGGCCAGAGUCACCUGGGGCACCUGGUCCCCAAGCUCCAGGAGGUGAACCGCUGCCUGGGUGACCUUCUUUCCACUGCCAGCAAGACAGCAAACCCCUCCUCAGCACUGAGCAGGUUGGUCCCUGUGACAUCCCCAGCCUCCACAGGCUCCCAGAAAGCCAUCAACAUGCUGAAAGAGCAGAAUCAGCUUCUCACCAAGGAGGUGACUGACAAGAGCGAGCGCAUCACCCAGUUGGAGCAGGAGAAAUCUGCCCUGAUCAAGCAGCUCUUCGAGGCUCGUGCCCACAACAACCAUGAGAUGAGCCAGCUGGACUCCACCUUCAUCUAGUACAUGCUUCCUCCCCUGCCCCAUCCCCAAGCUUACCUGGGGGUUCCAAGGGACUUUUGUCCCAAAUUCAUCACACCUGCUGCUCCAGGUGUUGUGUCUCAAGGUCUGGGGCUGCUGGUGGCACCUCUGUGUGAGGAAGGCAGGACCCCUCUUGGGGAGCAUCCCUGCCCUGCUGAUGGCUUAUCAGCCAUGCUGCUCCUUUCCUGGUUCUAAGUGGGCUGAAGGGAUGCUGUCCCCAGUCCUGUGACCCCCAGCAUGCAGAAGACAUGGCUGCUGUCUGGCUGCCUGUGUGGGGUGAGCUGCUGUGGUCUUGCUGAUUUAGGCUGGAUUUUGGGUGCUCUUGGGAAAAAGUGAUGUGUCUUCAACACUCUAGCCAGCAUCUCCAGACAAGCCUGGCCCUUAGAGGGAGCUGGCUCCUGCUUGUGUUGCUGUUGGAAGACAAGAUUGGAAGUCCAAGGAGGCAUACCUGGCCCCUCUCCGCUGCCCAUGUUCUGCCUGCCCGAGGUACUGUCCUGGCUCUGUAGUGCCCAAACUGGUGGUCCUCAUGGCAACCGCUCUGUUGUGUUUGUGGUAGUGAUACCAGAGUUGCUGUUUACAUGUCUGUAGGCUCCUGUAGGGAAUGAGCCAUAGACCCAGCCAAGAUAGCCUACACCUCUGAGCUGCUGUUUUGGGCUGUUGACAAGUUGAGACAGAUACCUUACUCUUUACUUGGCUUUACCUGGCAAAUACUUCCUGAUAUCUGCCAGAAUUAGAUUAUUUGCAUGAUGACUGUGAAAGGAGAAAUGAUGUUCCAUAGCCUGAGGAUGCUCACAUCAGCCUGACCUCACAGAGGGACUUUAGAACGUGGUUUUGUAUUUAACUGAGUUUGGGACAGAGCAGAGGCUGACAGGCUUUUCUCUGUGCACAUCUCCACAUGGAGAAAUGGCAGCUCUGCCUCACAUGAUUGUAGAGGCUACUGCCAGGGAUGACAUCCUGACUGUGAGCUGCACUCCUCUGCAGGUGUCUUGAGGGGUGGUGGUGGUUCAAGAUGGGUCCUAUUAGAUGGUACAUCUCAGGGCUCCUCCUGCUUCCCACCCAGCUCAGUGAUGAUGCUUGAGCUGAAUGACAUUUGACUGUGGCUUGGUACUUGGUAUCUGUGGUACUUUCAUUGGAGAUCUCAUUUAGCACAGCCUGGCCCUCUGUAUCCCCAAGUCCAGGACCUUUCUAUCUGGUGUUGUUUCAUGGUCUGACUCUCCAGGCAUGGUAUUGGGCACUGAACUGUGCUGGGCAGAAGGUGCUGGCUCUGCCCUGAGCUGACACAUGCAGGCCAAUUCUGUUCUCACUUCUGUUCUUAUCUGUCAGGACUCUCUGUCCCAUCCAGCUGUUCUCUUUGAGACUGAUCCUGGACUAAAGCUCUCUGCAAGGCAUGAAUCCCUGGUCUGCCCUGUGCCUGGGGAUCCACAGAGUAGCAGGGAGAUGGUGGAGGAGGGGCAGCAAGGCCAUGACUAGUCAUGUCCUCUGUCUGCAGCGGUGUUGGAUGUCAGUUGUCCCCUGGGCAUCACUGCCUGCCAUCCUUUUUGUGAUGCCUCCUCUAGUGUCCAGUGCCUGUUUUGCCUGAGGUUAAUUAGAAAUUACCCUUUUUAUGAGGGUUACCUGUCUGUAGGGAUAAUAAAGUGGGGUGACCUAUUUAAUUUAUAAUUUUGUCUCUUCCCUAAAUCACCCCAUCUACUGCUGUCAGCCCUGAAGUCCCUGCCUGUCCUGUCUCUCAGAAUGCAGGGGGGGCUGAAGCUGCAAUCUGAUGAGCAAAGAGCCCAGAGGUCUCUGCACCUGGACAUAUUUCCAUGUCCUUUCCCAUCACCUCUAGGCUUCCCAGGGACUGGGGAUACCCUGUCCUCUGCUGUGGGGCUGUGUCUUAAAGCCACCUGCACCCCUUCCAAGUGCUGUAGCCUCAUCUAUCUACUCCUCCAGAAGCUGUGCUUGGGGCUCACUGCUCAGGCAGUGCUGGUGCAAUUCACAACCUCUUAUUUACUUUUAAGUACCCUUUCUCAGAGCUGGCCCACAGUGGUGACAACAGUGGCUGGUCCUCUGCAGUGACUCCUUCCCACAGGGUCAGCCACUGGGGACCUCAGUGGAAUGGCAUGUGUGGCACAUGUCCCUCUGCCCUGUGCUGAGGUGGCAACUCACAUAGGAUGAACCUGAGGCUCUGCACUGAUUGGGGCACCCUCCUUUCCCAGGCUGUGGGGUGAGCCCUGCACCCUGCAGAGGCUGAUCCUCUCCUGCAGGGAGCAGAGCCAAGAGGAAGACCCCAGUCCACUUACUGGCAGCUGGCAAAGGAAUCUCUGCCAUGGCCUCUUGCAGGUGCUGCUUAGGGCAGCCACUAGUUCCAGCUGGGGCAGGAAGAGGGUUGGUAACUGCCCUUGGUUCCCAUUUCAUGCCUUUGCUUGGGUGUGGAGCCCAUGAGGGCUUCCAAAGAAAAAGAAAGUCAUGGUUCCCUUGCCAGACUGCUUCAGGGCAGCUCUCUGUGCCACAGCCCAGGGGGGUUGUCCUUGUUAUGGGUAAUAAACAUAAUUUGCGCCA